AUGACCCUGAAGACCCACAUGUUUCAGAAUGUGGAUCGCGGCCGCCCGUGGCUUCUUCAGCCACUGACAAUUCUGCUGCUGUUGGCUUCUGCCGACGGGACAGCUGCCGAGGUCCUGCAGCCUGUGCUGAAGCUCCAGCCGCCGUGGAUCCGGGUGCUCCAGGAGGACUCCGUGACCCUGACGUGUCAGGGGGCCCACGGCCCCGGGAACCACUCCACCCAGUGGCUGCACAACGGCAGCGCCAUCCCCAGCCAGGUGCAGCCCAGCUACACGUUUAAGGCCAAGAAGAACGACAGCGGGGAGUACAGGUGCCAGACAGGCCCUAGCAGCCUCAGCAACCCCGUGCAGCUGCACGUGUUUUCGGAGUGGCUGGUGCUCCAGACACCCCAGCUGGUGUUCCAGGAGGGGGAACCCAUCGUGCUGAGGUGCCAUGGCUGGAGGAACAAGACUGUGUACAAGGUCACAUUCUACCAGAAUGGAAUAUCCAAGAAGUUUUUCAAUUACAACAGCGACUUCUCCAUCGCUCAAGCAAACCACAGCCAUAGCGGUGAUUACUACUGCAAAGGAAACAUAGGAAAGACGACCUACUCAUCAGAGCCUGUGACCAUCACUGUCCAAGGUCCGGCAGUUCUACCUAUCUCUCCACCUUGGCACCAAAUCACUUUCUGCUUGGUGAUGGGACUCCUGCUUGCAGUCAACACAGGGCUGUAUUUCUCUGUGCGGAGAGAUCUUCAGAGCUCAGUGAGGGACAGGAGGAAUCGCAAAGUCUGAUGGAGACAGGGCCUUCAGGACACACUCCUCACUCCAUGGGACAACAGCAGAGGCAACAUCUCCCAGGCCACACCUUUCCUUCCCCCAGUGCCUUUCCUUCAGAGUCACCUGGUUCCCAGGAGACCCCACCCACCUUUUGGGCUCCAGCCCCUGGACUGAAGCUCCUCAGUAGAUCUUGCUUCUCCAUCAACAUUCACCCAGCAACCUGACUGCUUCUCGGGACGCUACUCCUACGACACUGGGCCGAGGCAUGUUAGCUGUCACUCAGACCCACUGCAGUGGCUUCCCGACUGGGCUCAGCCCCUGCUGCUCACCCAUGGUUAGUCUUGCUCAUUUUGACUCCUCCUUGAAUAUGCCAAUUACGCUUCUGCCUAGAGCCCAUGUUACUUCCUGUGUCUGGAUGUAUUUUUUUUUCUUAAGGAUACCCACAUCAUUCUUUUUUUUUUUUUUUCUUGACAGGCAGAGUGGACAGAGUGGAUAGUGAGAGAGAGAGAGAGAGAGAGAGAGACAGAGAGAAAGGUCUUCCUUUUUGCCGUUGGUUCACCCUCCAAUGGCCGCUGCGGCCGGCGCACCGUGCUGAUCCGAAGCCAGGAGCCAGGUGCUUCUUCUGGUCUCCCAUGCGGGUGCAGGGCCCAAGCAUAGCAGAGAGCUGGCCUGAAAGAGGAGCAACUGGGAUAGAAUCUGGUGCCCUGACCAGGACUAGAACCCAGUGUGCCGGAGGAUUAGCCUGUUAAGCCAUGGCGCCGGCCAGGAUACCCACAUCAUUCUUUAUCGGGUCUGUUGUGGCUUGAAUGUGGGGUUUGUUGCCACCAAAACUCAUGUUGAAACCUAGUCUGCAGUGCAGUGACAAUGUUGGGAGGUGGGGCCUGGUGGGAGCUGUUGGGUCAUGGGGACGGAGCCCUUGUGAGUGGAUUCGGGCUUUUCUUGUGGGAGUGGGUUGGUUGCUGCAUGAGCACGGUCCCCUUUCUGUGUUGCUUUCCUGCCACGCGUGGAGCGGCAGGAGGCUCUCACCAGCAGCUGAGCAGAUGCAGCUGCCAGUUCCUGGGUCCCCAGCCUCCAGAACUGUGAUGUAAAUAAAGCUCUUUCCUUAACAAACUGCCCCCUUGCAGGUGUUCUGUUAUAGCAAUAGCCAGUGGACUAAGACAAUGCUCUUUAGGACUUUACUCCAAAUGUCACAUUAUCAGUGAGUUCGUCUUGAUGAUUUAAUCCAAUCUUAUUCUACCAUAUUCCUUUCUAAAAUUUUUUAUAAAUAUAAAGAGAACAGAUUUCAUGUAUUUCACAGAUACAAUUCUAAGAUGAUAACCAUACUUCCCUCCCUCCCCCAGCCCCUCUCUUCCUUCCAUUCUUUUUCCUUUAAUUUUUGCAACAACCUAACUUCAGUUUGCUUUAUAACCACAAGCUUGAUGCACCACCAGCCAUAAUAUUCAACAAAUACAAAGCAGAAGGAUGACUGUUCCACAGGGGUAUAGACAAUGGCUAAAAACAAUAAUCAAAUCGGAAAAUGUCAGUUGCAUUCUUAUACAUUGUUUUUGUAUUCUAUGUAAACUACUGCCUAUCAGAGAAAACAUGUGAUAUUUGUCUUUUUGGGACUUCUCUGUACUCCUAGUCCCCUCUCUGGCUUUAUUUUUCUCCCUUGUUUCUAUCAUGAUGUGAUGUACUGUAUGCUUAUUUAUUUGUCUGUUGACUGAAUUCUUCUCCCACUCCCCAAUAGAACUUGAGCUCCAGGGGAGCUUAGCAACAAUGGAAUCCAAUCUCCUCAUUGUAAAUUCAAGGCAGCUGUGGCCCAGAU
Lepus europaeus (European hare) is the source of this 2560-nucleotide messenger RNA. It is a transcript of the gene FCGR2A, whose product is annotated as Fc gamma receptor IIa. The coding region runs from base 1 to 771 and encodes 256 amino acids. Gene Ontology annotation, molecular function: transmembrane signaling receptor activity. Lineage: Eukaryota; Metazoa; Chordata; Mammalia; Lagomorpha; Leporidae. Gene Ontology annotation, biological process: cell surface receptor signaling pathway. The record is from RefSeq and is a predicted model, not a curated record. The transcript has 5 exons.